UCAAGCACUGGUUCACAGAGGUCAUGUACGGAGCCAGAUCUGUGUCAUUUCCCAUCAUACCACAGUUGCUUCUUUCCCCUGCACUUCCUUUUACGCUGUGUUUCCCAAGAUGCCCUACCAGAGAUUUGUAGAGGUUGGCAGAGUGGCCUUUGUGGCCCAUGGAGACGACAAGGGCAAGCUGGUUGUCAUUGUCGAUGUCAUUGACCAAAGCAGAGCUUUGGUCGAUGGACCCUGCUCUGGUGUCAACCGUAAAGACAUGAACUUCAAGGCCCUCCACCUGACCCCCUUCACCAUUAAGAUUGGUCCAUCUGCUCGCUCCGGACCUGUAAGGAAGGCAUGGGAGAAGGCUGACGUGACAAAGAAAUGGUCGGAGAGCACGUGGGCUAAGAAGCUGGCAUCCAGGGAAAGGAGAUCACAGUUGAGUGACUUUGAGAGGUUUAAGCUGAUGAAGGCCAAACAAGCUCGCAACCGUAUCAUCAAUGUUGAGUUUGGAAAAUUGAGGAACGCUGCCCGCAAAGCCGCCAAGAAGUAAAGGCCGCCACACGUUGAAUUUAUUAAUGUUCAAACUAAAUAAAAGGUUCUUGGCACAGUA
Messenger RNA from Aplysia californica (California sea hare), 592 nucleotides. RefSeq names its product 60S ribosomal protein L14. The record is from RefSeq and is a predicted model, not a curated record. The transcript has 5 exons. Gene Ontology annotation, cellular component: cytosolic large ribosomal subunit; ribosome. Lineage: Eukaryota; Metazoa; Mollusca; Gastropoda; Aplysiida; Aplysiidae. Gene Ontology annotation, biological process: ribosomal large subunit biogenesis; translation. Gene Ontology annotation, molecular function: structural constituent of ribosome; RNA binding. The coding region runs from base 110 to 532 and encodes 140 amino acids.